AGAAUUCAUUGGGGUGUGGCAAAUAUAUAAUAGCGGGUACAGUGCCGAUUGAUUCCAUUUUGCGGAUUUCUUGCGAGAUGCAAUUUUUGUAAAAUCAGUGACAGUGUUCUAUUGUUUUUUAAUUGAUAAUAUUCAAUAAACCCAAGAUGCGGUGGCAAAUCUCGACGCUGUUUUUAGUGAUAUUCGCCAGCUAUGUGGCGGCCCAAAUACCUCCAAGACUACAGAUCCCCGGGGCCCUCUUGACGUCAACAGGGGGCGGUCCGAGAGCAGCACCUAGAUUGAGAAGACCAAAUACCAUCUCCAACGCGAGAGAAGUUCGACCAGUGACUGAAGAUUUCGACGAAGCUCCUAAUUACCCGUCGUCAUCGUCCAGUUUCGACGACGAAGUUAACAAACUGGUACUUUCUUCGGUGAGGGAUAAUCAACAAGAGCAAGAUGAUCGUCCUGCGCCGCUGCCUUUCAGGCCGGAGAGACCAGUUCCCGUCGCGAGAGAACAGAUCCGGGAAAAACCCAGGCCGCUGCCACCACCGAGGAACGUUAUCCGUCAAGAUCUCAGAGAUUCGGAACCCGUUAUCAGACAGGCGCCAAUCAGAACCCAGGAUCCACCGGCGCCGAAACAAACUUUCCGCCCCCAAAAGCGCAUCUUGACGCCGGAAGAAGAAGACGCGGAACGAGACAGAAGGAGAAAAGAUUCCGAAGUAGAGACUCUAAGGAAAUACCGCACGGACAACGAAGACGGUAGCAUCACCUGGGGCUUCGAGCUCACCGACGGCACCUUCAAGGAGGAAACGUUGGGCGCAGAUUGCAUAAUCAGAGGAAGAUACGGCUACGUCGAUCCGGACAAUGUCAAGAGGGAAUACUCGUACGAAUCGGGAUUGCCUUGCGACCAGCCUGAGGAAGAAGAAGAACUAGCUCCUCAAAAAGCAAACUCUCCGCAGCCGAGAAAACCGCAGCCACAAUAUCGACCCCCGGUAGCACAGCAACAACAGUCCCAGUAUAGGCCCCAGGGGGUUCAGCAACAGCAGCCCCAGUAUAGGCCCCAGGCCUCGCAGCAACAGCAGUAUAGGCCUCAGGCGUCCGAGCAACAAGAACCCCAAUUUCUGAGCAACUAGCUUAAUAUCAAUUAGACGUUGUAAAAUAGUCCGCCAUAUGUAUAAUCUUUGGUAUUUUAUUUUUGUUAAUAAAAGUUAUUUUAA
Molecule: messenger RNA, 1196 nt
Organism: Cylas formicarius (sweet potato weevil)
Lineage: Eukaryota; Metazoa; Arthropoda; Insecta; Coleoptera; Brentidae
Product: translation initiation factor IF-2
Exons: 6
Coding region: 147-1112 (321 amino acids)
Cellular component (GO): chitin-based extracellular matrix
Molecular function (GO): structural constituent of chitin-based larval cuticle
Source: RefSeq, a predicted model, not a curated record